AUGCCAGCCUACAAGAAAGCACAACAAUACGAUUCCGACGACUCUGAAGAACAACAAGAAGAACAAGAAGUCAUUGAAGAAGCUGAAGAAGAAAUUCAAGACGUUAACGAUGCUUCUGAAGAUGAAAAUGCUGAUUCUGAUGAUGAUAUGCCAAAGAAUAAGCCAUUGAAGAAGCACGGUUUCAAUGGUGGUAACCGUGGAGGUUUUGGUGGUGAUAGAGAAGGUGGCCGUGGUGGCUUCAGAGGUGGAAGAGGUGGCCGUGGUGGUCGUGGAGGAUUCAACAGAGAUGGUCCACGUGGUAUUGAAAAGCAAGAUAAGAUGGGAGGUGGUUUCAGAGGUGGCCGUGGUGGUUUUGGUGGCGAUAGAGGUGGCCGUGGUGGUCGUGGUGGCUUCAGAGGAGGUCGUGGUGGUAGUUUUGGUGGUGAUAGAGAUGGAGGAAGAGGUGGUUUCAGAGGAGGUAGAGGUGGUGGCCGUGGUGGUGGCAGAGGUGGUUUUGGUGGUGAUAGAGGUGGCCGUGGUGGUGGUCGUGGAGGAUUCAGAGGAGGUAGAGGUGGUCGUGGUGGUAGAGGUGGUUUCAACAGAGAUUAA
Naegleria gruberi is the source of this 588-nucleotide messenger RNA. RefSeq lists its product as uncharacterized. The coding region runs from base 1 to 588 and encodes 195 amino acids. The record is from RefSeq and is a predicted model, not a curated record. Lineage: Eukaryota; Heterolobosea; Eutetramitea; Acrasida; Naegleriidae. The transcript has a single exon.